Messenger RNA from Morone saxatilis (striped sea-bass), 1031 nucleotides. Its product is annotated as transmembrane 4 L6 family member 1-like. The transcript has 5 exons. Bases 16 to 588 code for a protein of 190 amino acids. Lineage: Eukaryota; Metazoa; Chordata; Actinopteri; Moronidae. The record is from RefSeq and is a predicted model, not a curated record. Gene Ontology annotation, cellular component: membrane.
GUUCACUCUGGCAACAUGUGUACUGGAAAAUGUGCCCGUUGCAUUGCCUUCUCUCUGUACCCGUUUGUGCUCCUGUCCAUUAUCUGUAACAUAGUGCUGUUCUUUCCUGGUUGGGACGUCAAGUAUGUCAAAGAAAGACACAUUACUGAGGAGGUGAAAUACAUGGGGGGACUCAUUGGAGGGGGUAUAAUGGCGUUGAUCCCGGCUUUGUACUUCAGCUUUACUGGAGAAGAGGGCUGCUGUGGAAAUCGCUUUGGGAUGUUCCUAUCAAUUAUAUUCGCUGCAGUAGGAGUGACUGGGGCUGUGUACAGUUUCGUUGUGGCAGUGCUCGGUGUGGGUAACGGGCCCCUCUGCCUUUAUUCUGGGAACUGGACAACCCCCUUCAAACACAGUAAUGUGAGCUACCUGUCUGACUCUAUGUUGUGGACACAAUGCAAAGAGCCUGCGAAAGUGGUGCAGUUCAACACUGGAUUGUUCUUCACUCUGGCAGCAGCCAGCCUUGUGCAGGGGCUGCUCUGUGUCGCUCAGAUGAUCAACGGCCUUGUGGGCUGCCUGUUUGGACUCUGCACAAACAAAGAGGAACCAUAAGUUAACCACUCACAGUCAAUCCUCAUCUGUAGAGUUGACUGGCGCCCCAUGCUGGUUGGCUGAGAGCAGUGUUACUGGCUGAAUCUGCAUAAAACAUUUACAUUGAAAUUUCUGCUCUCUCCGAUAACAGAUUUAAACAUUUGUAUGUGUAUUUCAUGAUGCUUCACACUGUUGCAGUGUAUUAGCAUAUGUUGUGAAAAGAGCACUGCCUUAGAAGUAAUUCAUGCAAAUUAUAUGGUUCAUUUUAAAUUUAUAUAAGCUUCUGAUCACUGCUGCAGCUAUGUGUUGUGCUUUAUCAUAUGUAGCAUUUUAUAAUAAUAUUAAACUUUUGGUUUAUUGUACUCUACAGACAAAAAAUAAAUACCUGGUUGUCCUCUUUUUCAUUCACACCAUUAAUGUUGAUUGUAUAACAACAAUAAAUAUCGCUCAAUACUGUAUCCACA